Molecule: messenger RNA, 916 nt
Organism: Solea senegalensis (Senegalese sole)
Lineage: Eukaryota; Metazoa; Chordata; Actinopteri; Pleuronectiformes; Soleidae
Exons: 8
Coding region: 71-868 (265 amino acids)
Molecular function (GO): oxidoreductase activity
Source: RefSeq, a predicted model, not a curated record
UCAUCUCUAAUGGACCAAGCACCGACUGGCAUUAGCAAGUCCAUGCAAACUUCACACAACUGUCCAGAAAAUGACCUCAGUCGAUGCGUGUAAAGUGUCUUCUCUGAAGGGGAAAGUGACCCUGAUUACGGGGGCCAGCUCUGGUAUCGGGGCGGGAACAAGUGUCCUGUUCGCCAAACUUGGAGCCUUAUUGGCUCUGAACGGACGCGACGUGGACAAUCUUAAGAAAAUAGCAAAGCAAUGCACCGACUGUGGCGCUGCGGAGCCCUUGCUUGUACCUGGAGACCUCACAGAUGAGGAGACGGUGAAAAAGACAGUGGAGCAGACUAUUGCUCACUUUGGGCGACUGGAUGUUUUAGUUAACAGUGCUGGGAUCUUGGCCAUGGGCAGCAUAGAGACUACUGACCUGGCUGAGUAUGACAAGGUCAUGAACGUUAAUGUCAGAUCUAUAUUCCAUCUGACUCAAGUUUGUGUGCCGCACUUAAUCAAGACCAAAGGCUCCAUCAUCAAUGUUUCCAGUGUCAAUGGACAGAGAUCAUUCCCUGGUGUGCUUGCCUAUUGCAUGUCGAAGUCUGCCAUUGACCAGUUCACAUGCUGUACAGCACUUGAGCUGGCAUCGAAACAAGUCCGAGUGAACUCUGUGUGCCCAGGUGUGAUUGUCACAGAGGUGCACAAGAGAGCAGGACUGGAUGAGGAGCAGUACGCUCAGUUUCUUGCAAAGUGUAAACAGACCCACGCCCUCGGUCGACCAGGUGAGGUGGAUGAAGUGGCCCAGAGCAUCGCUUUCCUGGCGUCUGACGCUGCGAGCUUCAUUACUGGAGUCAACCUACCUAUUGAUGGAGGCCGCCAUGCCAUGUGCCCAAGAUAAGCUAAUGUAUACUGACAUAAACCCCUCUGCUAAUCAAGUGCUUUCAAA